AUGGCAAAUCUGAACCUAAUUCUGACUUAUGAGUUCUUGGAGCAGAUCACUGCUCAGUCAAAUUUGUAUGCUACACAGGAAAACGACCGAUUAAAUUUAACUGUUGAUGAACUCAGAGCAUUCUUAGAAAUACUUGUUAUUAUGAGAUUCAGUCCAUUACCUAGUGUUAGACUGUUUUGGAGUAAUGACAGAAAAUUUUACAACAGUAGAGUUGCACAAGUGAUGCCUGUAAAACGUUUCUUGAAAAUUAUGAGAUUUUUACACUUAAAUGACAAUUACACAAUACCAAAAAAGGAUGAAAUUGGAUUUGAGCGAUUAUACAAGUUCAAACCUAAGUUGGAUCACCACAACAGUUGUUUCAAGAAGCUGUUCCAUACUGCCAGAUAUUUGUCAGUUGACGAAUCUAUGGUAGGAUUCAAAGGAAGACGUUCCUUGGAACAGUAUAUGCCAAAUAAACCAAUUAAAAGAGGUUUUAAAAUCUGGGUGAUUGCAUGUGCUGGUACAGGGUACUGUCUAGGACUGUCAGUGUAUGAGGGCAAAGAAGAGGGAGACAACAGUAGCAAGUUCUUAGGUGAAUUUGUUAUAGAAAAACUUGCAGCUCCUUAUGAACGUCUAGGAAACUGCUUAUUCUUUGAUAAUUGUUUUUCAAAUGUUGUAAUGAUGAAAAAUCUGCUGAGAAAAAAUCUGUUUGCUUGUGCCACAAUCAGACAAACACGAAAGUUCUUUCCUAAAGCUACAUUAGCUACUGACAAAACUCUAAAAAUGGGAGAAUCUGAUAUAGUUAUGGCUGAAGACAUAGGAAUCUCAAAAUGGAAAGGCAGGGGAAAGAAGUGUGUUACUGUAACUAACACGAUGUGUAAUGCUGAAUCCAAAUGUUUUGUUCUGAGAACUAAUAACAACGGUGUUAGGGAAAGCGUUCCUUGUCCAGAAUCGAUCAGGGAUUACAACUUAUAUAUGGGAGGGUUGGAUCGUUUUAAUCAGCUUCUCUGUAGCUACAACAUAUCUUGGUAA
This is a messenger RNA of Schistocerca americana (American grasshopper), 1011 nucleotides long. Its product is annotated as piggyBac transposable element-derived protein 3-like. The record is from RefSeq and is a predicted model, not a curated record. The coding region runs from base 1 to 1011 and encodes 336 amino acids. NCBI's taxonomy places the organism in Eukaryota, Metazoa, Arthropoda, Insecta, Orthoptera, Acrididae. The transcript has a single exon.